This is a messenger RNA of Lampris incognitus (smalleye Pacific opah), 2640 nucleotides long. RefSeq lists its product as uncharacterized. The coding region runs from base 295 to 756 and encodes 153 amino acids. The record is from RefSeq and is a predicted model, not a curated record. Lineage: Eukaryota; Metazoa; Chordata; Actinopteri; Lampriformes; Lampridae. The transcript has 3 exons. Gene Ontology annotation, biological process: regulation of transcription by RNA polymerase II.
GCAGCGCCCCGCCAAUCCGGCGCGGCGCUGUGGCGUUGUCGCGCAUAGCUUAUGUAAUGAGCGGACGGCGGUGCGCAGAUCCGCAGCCUGGCGCUGCGAGCCUGGGGGGAGCUGGGCUCUUUGUGCUGAGCUGCGCUGCGAGCAGGCUGUCCCGGCUGCGAGCUCCGCGUCGCCCGGAGAGCCGACUGGGAGAAGAGCCUGCGCCAAGCCAUGGUCUCCUUUUCUACUUUUAUACCGCUGGAUAUUUUAUACGUUUGAAGAAUCGCCUUGGACGAGUCGGAUGGACGGAGUAGCAUGAGUUCCCAAUGUUACACGGUGGCGAUGGACCUUGGCGUUUGUCAACUGAGGAGUUUCUCGAUAUCGUUUCUGUCCUCUGUGCUCGGCAAGGAGAGCGCGUCAGUCCGGCUCGACAAUAGCUCUUCGGGUGCAAGUGUGGUUGCCAUCGAUAACAAGAUCGAGCAAGCCAUGGACCUGGUGAAGAGCCACUUGAUGUACGCUGUACGUGAGGAGGUGGAGGUGCUGAAGGAGCAGAUCAAGGAGCUGAUCGAGCGCAACUCGCAGCUGGAGCAGGAGAACAACCUGCUGAAGACCCUUGCCAGCCCUGAGCAGAUGGCCCAGUUCCAGGCCCAGGUCCAGACUGGUGGCUCCCCAACAGGCGGCACCCAACCCACAGCUCUGGCCCCGGUGCCCGGCCCAGCCUCGGGCGGGACCUCGCUGGUGCUCCCCUCUGCACAAAACUCUGGCACCUCGGCGUAGCACGGAAUGAGGUAGAGCCACCCUGAGAAACCCCCCUCCCUCUCCGGGGGCCUUCACAUGCCAACGGGGAGGAGAGACAAAGGAAGACAGGAGGAGGAGGAGAAGAGGGAGGAAAAGGAGAAAGGUAGUCCUACCAUACUGUGAACCGACCUGAGCAUUCAGACCAACGAAGGCCACUGUCUCAAGGAGGAGCACGCUAAAAAUAAAAUGGAAAAAAAAAAGACUUUUUUUUUUGUUUUUUUUUUUUGUUUUUUUUUGUUAGGUUGUUUGCACAUUUUAUUUAACUAACUGUUCAAAGACUGAUGGGAGUCGCGUCACACCCGUGUGUGUCUGCGGUCCCGGCAACUUCAGCCUGCUUCAGACAAUCGCCACGGUGGUAGUAGUGGGUAGCUGUUGAUGUCGUCGUGGCGAUGAGGGGAUGACCAGGUGACCGGAACUGACAAUCCCAAACCUGCCAUCCCUGUCGAGAGCGACGGGGAAAGGGAGGGAGCUUACACCGGACCAAUAAGAAGCCCCACCGAGCGUGCUUGCAUGCCUGUUAGCCGGUGAUUCCCCCGCGAAUGACUGGAUCUAACCACCAACCCCCCCCCCCUCCCAUCUCCACCUUUUUUUUAGUUUGCUUUUUAUUAUUGUACAUUUUCCUCCUCGGCAGUUUCUCUUUCUCUCUCGUAGCUGUGAGGUGGAGACUGAGAGCCAGCACUUUGGUCAGCGACACGUGUCAGAGAGACAUUCGUAGUUACUUCGGAGGGAACUGUCCGUGGAAAAAACCAAACAAAAAACCCGGAAAAGAAUGAAAGACUCGUCCCAUCUGGAAUGGGAGGCAGAGACACGAACAGUGCAACUCACUUGCCCUUUGUUUUUGCCCCCCCUCCCCUCCCCUCCCCCCCUCCCCGCUGUCUGUUAGGAAGAAGAAAAGAGUCUGAUAUUCGGUGUGGGUGGGUGACGGGGAGCAUACGAGCGGUGCAACCUACUUUAGCUGCAUCUCGUUGUUCUUCUCCAUGCUUACAUCACCGUCCCCAAUCACCUUUAUUACAUGCCCCACCCCCCCCGCAAGUACUGACGUUUCAUGAUGUAUAUUCAUACAGGGAAUCAAUGUUUUGUUUUUUCUUUUCUUUCGUUGUAGGGAUGGCCGGGAAAAGGUUUUGGGGUUGCAAUUUGUUUUUAGCUUGUAUUUUCAUUCCCGUCACUGUAACGAAAGUCCCGGUGGUCUGUACGAUAAAUAACGGAAAAGGAAGAGUUAAUUGGACGCGACUGUUUUUAGGUUGUAAACUUUGUACAGAUUUAAAAUUUCCAAUUAAGCUCUGCCAAGUGCCUGGUUUCUAACCAUAGAUACAUAUAUAACACCUUUUUUUAUUUAAUUAUUUUCAGCCAUGUGUAUGUACAUACAUAUAUAUAUAUAUAUAUCUAUGGUUUUGCCAGGUUUUGAACUACCUGUGAUGUCAUUUCUCAGGGUGGGAACAGAAGAUCUUUUUUCUUUUCUUUUCUUUUUUUUAACCUCACCACUAAAAUGCUGUCUCUCCCGCAGUGUGGCACACGGCCUUGUACUGUACUGUAUAUUGACUCUCCUCUGCCGGCGCUUUUUCUUCCUUACUCAUUCAAAUGAUACAAACUCUUACCGUUUGGGGACGCGUAGAUGUUCUUAAUGACGAUGGUGAUUGAUUUUUUUUUUCUCUCUCGCUCUCUCUCUUCCUUUUUGUACAACCAAGUGUUUAAGAGUUCCCCUCGGAGCGAUUUAUGCUGAAUACUAUGGAGACACUUGGUCAAGCAAAACGCAUAAAAGUAUGUCGAUGUGUUGUGCAUGUUUCCUCUGCCCAUCACAAAUGUGACGUUACAAUUGCACUAAACAGUUUCACCUCAAAUAAAAGUGAAAAAUAAAGUCAGCUA